Messenger RNA from Myxocyprinus asiaticus (Chinese sucker), 830 nucleotides. Its product is annotated as histone H1-like. The coding region runs from base 21 to 659 and encodes 212 amino acids. Lineage: Eukaryota; Metazoa; Chordata; Actinopteri; Cypriniformes; Catostomidae. The transcript has 2 exons. The record is from RefSeq and is a predicted model, not a curated record. Gene Ontology annotation, molecular function: DNA binding; structural constituent of chromatin. Gene Ontology annotation, cellular component: nucleosome. Gene Ontology annotation, biological process: nucleosome assembly.
UUACAGGUCCGAUCAGAGAGAUGGCAGAAACCGCUCCAGCUGCAGCCGCCCCGCCGGCCAAAGCGCCCAAGAAGAAAUCUGCUGCUAAACCCAAGAAAACGGGUCCAAGCGUCGGUGAACUCAUCGUCAAAACUGUGUCCGCAUCUAAGGAGAGGAGCGGCGUGUCUCUCGCCGCCCUGAAGAAAGCUCUCGCCGCCGGUGGAUACGAUGUGGAGAAGAACAACUCCCGCGUCAAGAUCGCCGUUAGGAGUCUGGUGACUAAAGGCACUCUGGUCCAGACCAAAGGGACCGGCGCCUCCGGCUCAUUCAAGCUCAACAAGAAACAAGCCGAGAGCACGAAGAAACCCGUCAAGAAAGCCGCUCCUAAAGUCAAGAAGCCCGCAAUCAAGAAACCCGCCGCUGCUAAGAAGCCCAAGAGCGCCGCGACUAAGAAACCUGCCGCCAAGAAAUCUCCCAAGAAGGCGAAGAAACCAGCAGCCGCCAAAAAGGCAACGAAGAGCCCCAAGAAGGCCAAGAAACCAGCAGCCGCCAAGAAAGCCGCCAAGAGCCCCAAAAAGGCCAAAGCUGCCAAACCCAAAACGGCAAAGACUAAAGCAGCCAAGCCUAAAAAAGCAGCUCCCAAAAAGAAAUUGGUUGUUAGAGGACACAAUCACUCCUGACUAUGAAUGAAACCAAAAGCUGCAUAUUCAGAAAAUGGCAAACCCGGUAAUGAAACAUGUUAUUCAGUGUAAGUUUCACCCGCCUGAAGAGUUUAAGUGUUGAGUUUAAAAUCAAGAGUUUCAUAAAACUAUAAAAUGAAGGUUAGUGCAAUUAUCUGACAACAUUUUAUA